AUGGCUACCGCAGUGAAACAUACUUCUGCAGCUGACAAAACAUUAGAUGGUAUGCUUCUAGAAAUGUUUCAUCUUGUUUGGCUAGAUGCUGGAUCAAGCAGUCCAGAUGGUCGUCAUACUGAACAGCAAUUGCGUUCAAUUAUAAAUCAUUUGGUAAAAUUUCAAGAUGUUCAUGAAUGUGAGGAAUAUAUUAAAGCACAGUCUUCGAAUGAACGAAUUGUUAUGGUUGUCAGUGGUCAAUUAGGACGCGAAAUAGUUCCUAAUAUUCAUCUUCUUCGACAAGUUAUAUCAAUAUAUAUCUAUUGUAUGGAUGUAGUAGCCCAUAAAAUAUGGACUCAGAACUAUAGGAAAGUAAAAGGCGUUGUUGUUGAACUUAACGAACUUAUAAAACGGAUUCAAGCUGAUCAUAAAAUUCAAAAGAAGAUGGAAGAACCUCUAUCGAUAAAUAUAUUUACAACAAAUACAUUAACAGAAGGCGUAUCAACAACAGGCAUAAAUAAUAAUUUUCUCUUUUCACAAGUCUUUAUGGAUUGCCUUAUUCGACUAAAAUAUGCUGAAGCUGAUCAAAAAGAAUUGAUAGAAUUUUGUAAACAGAAAUAUAAAGGUAAUAAUUUUGAACUGAGUAAUAUUGGUGAAUUUCAAGAGCAUUAUUCAUCUGAAAAUGCUUUACGAUGGUAUACGCGAGAAUCAUUUUUUUACAAGACACUUAAUGCUGCUCUUCGUCAGUCAGAUAUUCAUGCAAUAUUUCUUUUUCGUAAAUAUAUUGCUGAUAUUCAACAACAAUUGAAAAAUCGUCAAGUUCGCAAUUCUAUUUGA
This is a messenger RNA of Rotaria sp. Silwood1, 816 nucleotides long. NCBI's taxonomy places the organism in Eukaryota, Metazoa, Rotifera, Eurotatoria, Philodinida, Philodinidae. The record is from the annotation of a GenBank genome assembly.